Molecule: messenger RNA, 1119 nt
Organism: Anneissia japonica
Lineage: Eukaryota; Metazoa; Echinodermata; Crinoidea; Comatulida; Comatulidae
Exons: 1
Coding region: 49-636 (195 amino acids)
Source: RefSeq, a predicted model, not a curated record
AUUGUGAAUCAGACAUCUAGUAUUCCUACAUCAGUUUGUACAUCAAACAUGAGCAACCCAGAUGUAAAUUCUCGAAUGGUACUUGCAAUGAGAAACAUUGGUGUUGGCCAUGCUGGAAUGCAGGAUUUCUGUAGGACUUUCAAUAUGAAAGGUUUAGCUGUGAAUACAUAUACAAAUUAUGUAAAGAAAUUAAAAGAUACUUGUGAAGCUGUAGUAAAAAGAACACCCAAUAAAGCAGCUCAACAUGUACGGAGUGUAUAUGAAGUAAAAUUUCCUGAAUUGAAAGAUCAGCGUAUAAUUGACGUUGCUGUUACAUACGACGGAACAUGGCAUAGACGAGGCCGCACAUCUCAUUAUGGAGUUUCUGUGGUUAUUGACCUGAUGACUGGCUUAGCUAUUGACUUUGAACUUUUGAGUAAUUUUUGUCAUUGUUGUACAUUAGCAAAAAACACAAAAUCACAGGCUGAAUUUGAUGAGUGGUUUGAAGAACACAAAAACGAAUGCCAGGCAAACCAUGACGGCUCAGCAUGCAGUAUGGAAAGCAAGGCUGCACUUAUUCUUUGGAACAGAAGUAUAGACAACUACGGUUUGCGAUACACAACUGUUUUGUCAGAUGGUGAUGCAAAGACUAAGUAAUCUAAAUGCAACUAAAGUUUACGGGCCAGACUGUCAAUUUACAAAGGAAGAGUGCAUUAACCAUAUCGCGAAAUGCAUGUUUAGAAGCUUGGACACAUUUGCAACACGCAAGAAGGCAGAAGGUAUGAAAGUUGGCGGCAAGGGAAAACUGCAAAAGCAUGCAUGCUUCAAUGGGGUAGCUACUAUCGAAAUGCAAUCUCAAAUAAUGCAGGAGAUGUAAAAACAAUGAGCAAAAGAAUUUGGGCUAUUUUACUGCACAGUAAAUCAACGGACAAUAGCCCACAUCAUGGUCUGUGUCCUCCGGGAAAAGAAUCUUGGUACUAUUAUCAGUCAGCUGUUGCGAGGGGUGAGAUACCCAUGGCUCCAAGAUCGCAUCAACCAUUGCCAGUACACAUUGCGGAUGCACUACAAAAACUUGAACAUUGUUGUCGAAAUGACACAAAAUGCAAAUGAAUGUUUCAAUUCGCUAAUCUGGCGGAAAUG